Molecule: messenger RNA, 1326 nt
Organism: Colletotrichum lupini
Lineage: Eukaryota; Fungi; Ascomycota; Sordariomycetes; Glomerellales; Glomerellaceae
Exons: 10
Coding region: 1-1326 (441 amino acids)
Source: RefSeq, a predicted model, not a curated record
AUGGGCGUCUUAUGCAAAGAAUGCCAUGACUGCUGGACUCGGGCGAUAUUUGGCCAGGCUCCAAUCUUGGAGUCGGACGAGGAGGUUUGCAGCAAAGUCUUCUCAUUAAAUCAGGCCAUAGUUGUGCUGACAGUGUUCGAGAUUGAUUGGACGAGAGGCAACGAGAAGACGUUGGGAAUGCAGAGACUGGAGGAUGGAAAUGGCACAAAAUGCGGAAAAAGAAGAACGGACGUCAGUCCAGACCAACCCAAGGAUACAUCUCCGGCGUUGAAGCUGGUGAUCUUGGGUAAGGGCGAGGAAUGGAGGUUACUGUUGCUGUGUUUCCCCCACCUCUUUCCUCCUCUGCCUAAACAUUCGAGUGGCAGGACAAGCAAUUGGGUCGUCACUUCUUCUCCCACCCCUUCAUCAUCGUCAUCAGCUUCCAGUAACGGCUUCAAAGCCUGUUGGGUUCUCUCUGCAACACCAUCUUCUUCUCUGAUUCUCACGAAUUGGGAUGCGCCCGAGAAACCGCGGCCGCACAUCACGAUGACCUUACCAGACGUGCAAAGAGUCAAAGGUAGUCGCCAGUCGCACAAAUCUCAAAGGCCAGUCGCCGCGGCCUUGCCAUGCUCCGCGAUGCACAUCUCGAAAGACCCUGGAUACGAUGUCCGCGAUCAACAUCUAGCCUCAAAUUCGGAAUAUGAACGGUGCCAAGUGGCCUGCAUCGCAGCCAAUUUCCCGGCGUGGGUGUGCGGUCGGUCCCGAGUCCAGCUCAAUCCUCCCCGCAACGGCACAAAGAUGAACCGCCCACAAGACAGGGCGAGAUGUUGUCAGACUUUCCAAUCCCACCUUGGACUCGGUAGAUCAUUCACCACCUUCGUUACCAGCCCGCCUGAUUUAUUGAUUUGCUUAUCCGCUUUCUUCUGUCAACGUUGUUUCGCGGAGACUGGCCCCGUGGACGAUCUUCGUAUUCAUUUCAAGGUUCUCCGCAAGCUAACCAACGUCUUUCAAGCCAUGGCUCUUGAUUAUGCACGAAUUCUCGUAGCUAUUGUGCCCUUCGCAAGGGCUUCUUUCGCCCGACCCAGGAACGAGCUUACUCUCGCCGCCCGGCUUGUCGCCCGCAAGAUGGACACGACACAGAAGUAUGGCUCUGUCUCCCACGCGAAAUCGGCCAUCGAGCAACCCCCACCAACUCACAGCAAACCAUGUUGCCCCGCAUCACACCCACUCGCCUUGCCAUCCCAAAGGAGGCUCUGCAUUCAAUAUUGGAAGCAGUGGCUUGCUUGCAGGGAGCAGCCCAGCUCUAGGCCAUGCCUGCUUCCAGAGGCAAAACUUCCUGCUAGAUAA